AUGAUGAACGGCGCCGAGAAGCAAGACCUCGACGAGGACAACUUUGGCGCAAAGGGCAGCAUUGUCAGCGCAUUCGAUGCCUUUCCCAAGUCAAAACCACAAUACGUGACCAGAACAGAGGUCGGCGGCAAAUGGACGGUUGCCAUGGUCAUCGUGUCGGUCGUCCUGUUCUGGGCCGAAACAGCGAGAUGGUGGCGCGGCUCCGAAUGGCACCAUUUCGACGUGGAGGAGGGCAUCUCUCACACGUUGCAAAUCAAUCUCGAUGCCGUCGUCCUCAUGAAGUGCGGCGACUUGCAUGUCAACGUCCAGGAUGCGGCCGGCGACCUCAUCAUGGCCGGCACCAAGCUGAGCAAGGACGAGACGAGCUGGAGGCAAUGGGUCAAUCAGAACGGCGUACACAAGCUGGGCAGGGAUCGCGAGGGCCGUGUCGUCACCGGUGCUGGGUGGCGUAAUUUCGACGAGGAAGGUUUCGGCGAGGAGCACAUCCACGAUAUUGUUGCGCUGGGAAAGAGGCGAGCCAAGUGGGCAAGGACGCCCAAAGUUCAUGGCCCGCCGGAUAGUUGCAGAAUCUACGGAAGCUUGGAGUUGAACAAGGUCCAAGGUGACUUUCACAUUACGGCCCGAGGCCAUGGCUAUCUCAGCCAAGGCGGCCACCUAGACCACUCGAGUUUCAACUUCUCCCACAUUGUCAACGAGCUGUCCUUCGGCCCCUACUACCCAUCACUCGUCAACCCUCUUGACCGCACCUACAAUAUCGCCGAAACCCAUUUCCACAAGUUCCAGUACUACGUAUCCGUCGUGCCCACCCGCUACACGGCCAGUGACAGCUACAUCGUCACGAACCAGUAUGCUGUGACGGAGCAGACCAAGGCUGUUUCCGAGUACAACAUCCCAGGCAUAUUUGUCAAGUACGAUAUCGAGCCCAUUCUGCUUUAUGUGUCCGAGUAUCGGGACCCUUUUCUUCUUUACUUGGUGAAACUCGUCAACAUCCUGUCUGGCGUGCUGGUGACGGGGCACUGGGGGUUCACGCUGACCGAAUGGUUCCGCGAUGUGAUGGGUAAGAAGAGACGGACUAGCACUGUGGGUGGGGGGUUUCUGAACACGAAGCAUGGAUACGAUUCCUAA
Ustilaginoidea virens is the source of this 1125-nucleotide messenger RNA. RefSeq lists its product as uncharacterized. NCBI's taxonomy places the organism in Eukaryota, Fungi, Ascomycota, Sordariomycetes, Hypocreales, Clavicipitaceae. Gene Ontology annotation, cellular component: endoplasmic reticulum; Golgi membrane; endoplasmic reticulum membrane. The record is from RefSeq and is a predicted model, not a curated record. Gene Ontology annotation, biological process: retrograde vesicle-mediated transport, Golgi to endoplasmic reticulum; endoplasmic reticulum to Golgi vesicle-mediated transport. Bases 1 to 1125 code for a protein of 374 amino acids. The transcript has 3 exons.